Molecule: messenger RNA, 1375 nt
Organism: Anopheles cruzii
Lineage: Eukaryota; Metazoa; Arthropoda; Insecta; Diptera; Culicidae
Product: ubiquitin-conjugating enzyme E2Q-like protein 1
Exons: 4
Coding region: 167-1123 (318 amino acids)
Source: RefSeq, a predicted model, not a curated record
AGGGCGCGUCGUGCAAAAAGUUAAAUAUUAAAAGUGACGGUUGCGACUGCGCACAGGAGUUUAGUCCCUUUUGAAGUGGACGGAGGUCGUUAGAACGUGGAGCAGAAGACAAACGUUCAGCAAACUCCAUUUCGCUUGCCGAACCGAAACUCGCCAACCGUUCGACAUGUCGUCCCGAUCGAAGGAGAAAGUAACGGCCGCCAUCCGGAAGUUCUUCAAGAGCUCGGAAAGCAAAAAGGAAAGCAAAGACAAGGACACGCCGGCUCCCGAAGCAGCCGACGCAGGCAGUCUCCUACAUCUGGCCCCGCACCAUCACCACCACCACCACCACAACAGUCACCACCAUCACCAGCACCAUCACCUGCACCACCAUCAUCCGGCACCUCCGUCCAGUGCGGCGCCGCUUGCUGGCGCUCCUCCCGGAAGCACUGACAAGGGUGGCCCGAGCGGGGCCGGCACUGGGGCCACGGGAACGAACACUGGCGGCAACGGCAGCACCGGAAACAGUAAAGCCAACACGGACAGCCCCAUGAGGCGGUUGCGAUGUGUGGUAGCCCCAAGCAGCACUGCCAUGGUGCCCGUUCCGGUGACGAAACCACUCGAUACGACGAUCCGCUCGAGGCGGUUGAUGAAGGAGCUGAAGGAGAUCGAACGGUUGCAGCACUCGCGGGCGGAACCCUACUUCACGGUCGAGCUGAUCAACGACAACCUGUACGAGUGGCACGCGCGGCUCCUUCGCAUCGACCCGGACUCGCCACUGGCCGAGGAUCUGGUUGAGCUGAACAUUCCCUUCAUCCUGCUGCACCUGGUGUUCCCGGAGAACUUCCCGUUCGCGCCCCCGUUCAUGCGGGUCGUCGAGCCGCGCAUCGAGAAGGGCUUCGUGAUGGAGGGCGGUGCCAUCUGUAUGGAGCUGCUGACACCACGUGGCUGGGCCAGCGCCUACACGGUCGAGGCGAUCCUGAUGCAGUUCGCCGCCAGCCUCGUCAAGGGUCAGGGUCGGGUGUCGCGAAAACCAAAGUCCUCGAAGGAUUUCAGUCGCCGAUCCGCCGAAGAAGCCUUCCGGUCGCUGGUGAAAACUCACGAAAAGUACGGCUGGGUAACGCCGGCCCUCAACGACGGCUAGACAUCGGUGGCCACUCCGGUCGAACGCCACUUUAGUUAGUCCCAAAAAAUGACCUCGUAACUUGGAAGCGCAGCGAAGAAGCGGAAACAUCGAUCCAACCAUUCGAACUCAUCGUGCUGCGUGCUCCAUUCGUGCAUAUUUUCACAACGUCUAGAAGCGAGAGUGCUGCUUCACUCACAAUAGUGUACCAAUUUUCCCUCCAACGAUCUCGUUGCCUCCUCGUUAGUAAUCGGCUUUAGUAAAAAGAGAACG